UACAUCUUACAUAGAUUAUAUAUCUAGAUCUAUAUUGACUAUAUAACUUAAAUAAUUGAAUAUCUAGAAUGUAUUCUAAUCUAACGAAUCUCUAGAUGUAGCUUUCUAGAUUAAAUGUACACCUUAUUACUUUAAUAUAUAUAUAUAAUUAUAAAAUACGUUAUAAUAAAACGAAAUCAAAUUAGAUCUAAUUCUUCAUUUCAUUAACAAGAAUGAGCAGCUAAUCAUGGCUCACUCAUACUAAUGACUAACGAACUAAGUUACUAAUGCCAAUGGACUAGUCACUAAUGGCUAAUGACUGAAAUUCUAUUUCUAAGUCUUAAAGGAGAAUUCGAUGAGCUGUGCCUAAUAUAAGAAUCUACUAUAUAUAUAAUAUAGAUCUAGAUGUAGUAAUCUAGAUAGAUCACUGCCAACAGCUUGGCAGCCACUUGCCAUCACUUGGCUUUUGUUUUGUAAACUACACUCUUGUUUAGUUGUUACUAUCUAAAUCUAAGUCACUACUAUUAACUAUAGUAUAGACUAUGACUAUAGUGUCACUAUAGAUUAGGGACGCCUAGUCUACAGUACACUAGACUCUAUAGUAUAGGCUUAGCUUAGGAGUAUAAGCCAUGGAGCCCAAAAAAUUAACAAGAUUACAAGAAGAACAACUAAAGGCUAUAGAUGACACUAAAACUAAGAUCACACAAUUGGAGAAGUAUAAAGAAGACUACACUGCGCUACGAAACAAACUCAAGACACUUCCUGAUAAAUUGUCUCAUGAAAUUAUGGUUCCAUUUGGCAAAUUGGCUUUUAUGCCAGGUAAGAUUGUGCACACCAAUGAGAUUCUGGUCCUCUUAGGAGAUAAUUGGUUUGUUGAAAGAUCAGCCAGUCAAGCUGCGGAAAUAGCCAACAGGAGAAUCAAAGAUCUUGACACAAAGCUUGUUGAUUUAAAUAAACAACGAAAACUCCUAGAGCCUCGUUUAAAUUUUACAUCAGAAUUUAGAACAGCUCUUGAGAACAGCAGUGAAGUGAAGGAAAUAGUUGAAGAGUAUGAUGAAGAAAAAGAACGCCUGUGGGAUGAGCAACAUCGUAGAAAUGUAAGAAAGUACAAAGCCGAACUAAGACAAAGCUCCACCAAUAAAACUAUCAAAGAGAACAAAGCUGAAGGCAAGCCAGCGACAGAUUCUGAGCUUUGGUCUCGUCUGGAUGAAUUAGAAAUGUUGGAAAAAGAAAAAGGAGAAUUAAAUAGUGAGUUUGAUGGAGAUUCCAAUGGAUCUGCCGAUGACAUCUCAGAGUCUGAUAAAGAAAAGAUUUUAAAGAGACGAGUUAGUUGGGCGGAUGUUGAAGAGAAAACAUUACAGAGAAAUUCCCCCGUUGACCCAGAUAUACACGAAGCCCCCACAGAUGAAGAUGACACUGAUGAUAGCGAUGACGAUGAAACAAAUAGACCUGUGCAGCGGGUGAUUAGAUUUACUCACACACCCGCACCAACAAAGCUUUCACACCAAGUCAGUGAUAGCGGCGAUGGAAGGAUACAGAGCCCAGCAGACCUUUAUAAACUUUACAGUCCAAAGUCCAUUCUAAAAAAGACGUCAGGCUCUGGUGAUGUUUCUGUUGCAUGUGUGAAAGAGACUGACUCAACAUUCUGUGAUAACAGCGGAGCAUUGGAGCCAUUCCAUCUUUCAGAAGAAGUAGAGCCACCUAAGGUUAUAACAGAAUCACUCCAUGAUGCAGAUGUGCCUCUGGCAUUUUCUAAAGACAUUCUUCCACCUUCAAGUUCACAAAAGGCUUUCACUGGUUUGGUUUUAGAAAAAUCUACAACCGGACCGUUGAAAAGUAUAGAAACUGAGAAACAUAUAGUGUCAGAAGUCAAAACUUCUGCUCAAGAUCCUCCAAAGAGAAUUUCUAAAUUUAAAGCAGGCAGAAUGUCUCAGCAGUCACAUUAAGUUUGAAGCUAAUUGUUGAUACAAAAAAUGAACAUUUUAACUUGUAAAUGGUACAUGUUGAUGUAUGUAUGUUAAUGUAUAAAUAAAAACAUUAUUUUAAAUACUGAUAAA
Molecule: messenger RNA, 2036 nt
Organism: Biomphalaria glabrata
Lineage: Eukaryota; Metazoa; Mollusca; Gastropoda; Planorbidae
Product: unconventional prefoldin RPB5 interactor-like
Exons: 10
Coding region: 609-1925 (438 amino acids)
Biological process (GO): negative regulation of transcription by RNA polymerase II; negative regulation of phosphatase activity
Molecular function (GO): transcription corepressor activity; phosphatase inhibitor activity; chromatin binding
Source: RefSeq, a predicted model, not a curated record